AUGAAAGAGAGAGACGCUACAGAUGCAGGAGGUGGUGCUUGGACUGAUUUUUAGAGGCGUAAAGGCCUGCCUCAUUUGGAGCGGAUCAGAUCAUUUACAAAAACCCACAUUCACCAAACCCGCUCAGCCAAUAACAAGAGAAACUCAUCGCCGGCCACUGUCAGCAUCCUCAACCGGCUGCAGGACUAACAGGCAGCUGGCUGUUGCAUCCAAACACAUAGCAGGUGAGCUCAGUGUGUGCGCGUCGUGGCAGCAUGCGCGUGGAGUUGUGGAGCGGCGUGCUGGACGUUAGCAACGGAACCUGGGCUCUCUCCGAGCGCUCCGUGCUGCAGCCCGUGUGGGAUUAUAUUCAGCAAAACCACGAGAGCACCGUGCGCUCUCCUCUCUUCCCCGUCAUCCUCUCCGUCUCCUUGUACCUGGUGCUGGUGUUCUUCUACACCAUUCUGGACCUGCUGGCUCCCACCUGGCCCUCAAUCCGCCGCUAUCAGAUCCAUCAGGACCGCACGGUCACCUGGUCCAACAUCGGCACCACGUUGGCUCUCACCACGUACAACCAUCUGCUCUACAUCUUCCCGGCGGCAGUGGCCCAGUGGCUCUGGCGCCCGCCCGUGCCGUUGCCCCGUGAGGCGCCAACCGUCGGCGCCUUCCUGCUGGGCGUCGUGGGGUGCACGGUGGUGUUUGACUUCCAGUACUACUUGUGGCAUCUCUUGCAUCAUCGGGUGGGCUGGCUGUACAGGACCUUCCACGCUGUCCAUCACCAGUACCGCCAACCCUUCAGCUUGGUUACGCAGUACCUGUCGGGAUGGGAGCUGUUCAGCGUGGGAUUCUGGGCUACGGUGGAUCCGUUGCUUCUCCAAUGCCACUGUCUCACCACCUGGGCGUUCAUGCUUUUCAACGUCUACGUGUCCACGGAGGAUCACUGCGGCUACGACUUCCCAUGGGCCAUGCAUCGCCUGAUUCCCUUCGGCCUUUGGGGAGGAACGCUGCGCCAUGACGCUCACCAUCAGCAGCCGGGCACUAACUUUGCCCCUUUUUUUGCCCACUGGGACUGGCUGGGGGGAACGGCUACAAUGCCUUCUCCGACGAAGACAAAAACACGGAGAGAAAGAGACGAAAAGGAAACUUGAGGCUCUAUUUAACUCGCUCUCGUUCCCCUUUCACACCCUCUCUUAAUCAUUUCUUUUGAAUCGCUCUCCUUGGUCCCAUUCGUCCCGCCCUGUCUCGCACAUUCCCCUCAGCUUUUCAGCUAGACGUUUCAUCGUUCCAAAUUUCAGUUUUCAAAACUGCAGAUCAAGUGUCUUACUAACAAACGAGUAGAGGAGAAGCUGAGCUAGACGUCUCCAACAAAAGCGCCUCGGUCCUCUGUUUUGGUUUGUUUGAAUAUAUAAAGCGUCUGUUACUUGCAAAUGUAUAUCUAUUUUUCUAAAACCUCUCUAUACCAUUGGCCAGUUGUUGGAGGUUUUGUGUGAUAUCUCAGGUUUUGGCCUUAUUUGUAGAAAGUUUAUUGCUAUGUCUUUUUUAUCAGAUCCUAUGUAUUUUGUGCAUUCAGAAUUGCUUGCGUUUCUAUAUGCUUGUUAUUGUAUUUUGACACUUUUCACUAAACUUUGAUCAAUAAAUGCUAUGUUGUUU
Messenger RNA from Paramisgurnus dabryanus, 1629 nucleotides. It is a transcript of the gene ch25hl2, whose product is annotated as cholesterol 25-hydroxylase like 2. The record is from RefSeq and is a predicted model, not a curated record. Lineage: Eukaryota; Metazoa; Chordata; Actinopteri; Cypriniformes; Cobitidae. Gene Ontology annotation, molecular function: iron ion binding; oxidoreductase activity. Gene Ontology annotation, biological process: lipid biosynthetic process.